Messenger RNA from Trichobilharzia szidati, 654 nucleotides. NCBI's taxonomy places the organism in Eukaryota, Metazoa, Platyhelminthes, Trematoda, Strigeidida, Schistosomatidae. The record is from the annotation of a GenBank genome assembly.
AUGUCACUAUUUAAUCUGUCAUCAAUACUGUCAUUUAUAUCAUUGCCAUCCCUACGAAGUGAUACAUCUUCAUUAUCACGUAGUAAAUCAUCACCUGUACUUUGUUCAUCGUCCCCAGCACUGUUAUCACCAUCAUCGGUAGCACUAGCACCAGCAACAGUAUCCAAAUCUCCAUCACCUUCAUCCUCAGCAUCAUCGCUAUCAUCAUUAUCAUCACCUGAUUCAUCAGUAUCCCCAUCGCGCUAUUAUUCAUUCUCGUCUUUGUCAUCAUCAUCAUCAUCGUCUUCUUUUCGUCUUCUUCCUCGUCAUCAUCUUCGUCCUCAUCAACAUCAUCAUCGUCUUCGUCUUCCUCAUCCUCCACCACGUCUUCCUCAUCAUCGUCGACAUCAUCUUCAUCCUCCUCAUCAUCAACAACAUCGUCGACAUCAUCUUCGUCUUCCUCGUCUUCAUCGUCCAUCAUCAUUACCAUUAUUAUCAUCAUCAUCAUCAUUAUUACUGGCUGAUUUAUCGACAUCAUCGUACGAUUCACUUACUGCGGUUUCAUCCACAUCCACAUCCCCGUCCCCAUCCCCAUCAUCACCAUCAUCAUCAUCAUCGAUUCAGUCGUUACUCAAUACACCGAUAUCAUUAGCCAACACUUAUCAAUGUCGUUAA